This is a messenger RNA of Oikopleura dioica, 735 nucleotides long. The record is from the annotation of a GenBank genome assembly. Lineage: Eukaryota; Metazoa; Chordata; Appendicularia; Copelata; Oikopleuridae.
AUGUCUCUGUCGGGAAAAGUAUGUGUCGUCACAGCUGCUGGGCAGGGAAUCGGAAGAGCAAGUGCUGAGGCGUUCUUCAACGCGGGCGGAAAGGUUUUCGCAAGUGACAUCAACGAGGAGCUUCUGAAAACGCUUCCUGAAGGAAUUGAAUCUGCUAAGCUCGAUGUAACCGAUUCAGCUGCCGUAAGCGCCUAUUUCUCUAACUUUGAAAAGAUCGAUGUUCUCUUCAACGUUGCCGGUUGGGUACCACAUGGAACAAUCCUGGAUUCUGAUGAUGACGUCUUUGAUAAGGCAAUGGAUCUCAACGUCAAGAGCAUGUUUCGGACUUCACGAGCAGUCAUUCCGAUCAUGCUUAAAAAUGGUGGUGGUUCAAUAAUCAACAUGAGCUCUGUUGCGUCAAGCAGAAAGGGAGUCCCAUUGCGAUGCGUGUAUAACACUACCAAAGCUGCGGUCAUUGGGUUGACAAAGUCGAUCGCGGCUGAUUUCAUCAAAGAAGGCAUCAGAUGCAAUGCGAUCAUGCCUGGCACAGUCGACACUCCAAGUCUCCAAGAGCGCAUCGCAAGUACAAAAGGAAUGACAAAGGAAGAAGCCCUCGACAUGUUCAUGAAACGUCAGCCAACUGGAACACUCAUGGGUGCUGGUGAUGUGGCUCAACUCGCUGUCUAUUUAGCAAGCGAUCACGCCAAACUUGUAACAGGUGGAGAGCACGUUAUUGACGGAGGAUGGAGUCUUUGA